Molecule: messenger RNA, 2504 nt
Organism: Pieris rapae (cabbage white)
Lineage: Eukaryota; Metazoa; Arthropoda; Insecta; Lepidoptera; Pieridae
Product: adenosine 5'-monophosphoramidase HINT1
Exons: 2
Coding region: 89-580 (163 amino acids)
Biological process (GO): purine ribonucleotide catabolic process
Cellular component (GO): nucleus; cytoplasm
Molecular function (GO): hydrolase activity
Source: RefSeq, a predicted model, not a curated record
GUCAAAUUUAUUAUUUUGAUAGUUCAAAGCGGAGUUUUUGGAUGUGCGUGUGAAAUGCGUAAAACGUUUUUCAAUUUUAAUAAGAAAAAUGUUUAACAAAGUACUACAACGAGCUCUAAAAUUUCGUUUGAAAAAGAGUUAUCCUACUAAUAUUUAUGAUUUGAAUAGAGGAGCGGCGAUCGCUGUCCGCCGUCCUUAUAGCGAUGAAGUAAAACGGGCCCAAGCUUCUAGCGUAGCCACUCCGGGUCCAACUAUAUUUGACAAAAUAAUUUCCAAAGAAAUAAAAGCUGAUAUAAUAUACGAAGAUGAAUAUUGCCUUGCGUUUAACGAUAUUUCUCCUCAGGCGCCGGUUCACUUUUUAGUCAUACCAAAGAAAAGAAUUCCUAGAUUGCAAGAUUGCGAGUCUUCUGAUAAAGAGCUACUUGGUCAUCUAAUGAUAGUGGCCAAGUCCCUUGGUGGAGAACGAGCUCCAGCUGGGUGGAGAUUGGUGAUUAAUAAUGGUAGACAUGGAGCUCAAUCUGUCUACCACUUACAUUUACAUGUACUUGGUGGACGUCAGAUGGGAUGGCCACCUGGCUAAGUUGAAUCAUUAGUGGAAUAAGUAGAGAAGAUUUUAUUAGGGUAAAUAAAAAUUGGCAUAUUUACGGAAAUUUCAAUACAAAUAUAUAUUAGUUAUUGAGAAAAUGGGUGUUUAGAUCAACAGAGACCAAUAAAAUUUGCUAUAAAGCUCUUUUAAUAUUUAAACAUUAAAACACUGUAAUAAAAUGUAGGACAGUAUUGGAAAUUGGAAUGUAAUCUAUAUAUUCUGAAGGUUAAAAUUAUUUAUCUUAUUUGUUUAAUGAUAGAGCUAUUUCUGUGCCAUAGAAAUAUGCUUCUGUCAAUUUUACAUAAAUUAAAUUCUUUAUUUUGACUACAUUCUGUAGUUUUAGAUUAGAGAAUAAAAAUAUGAUUAUGGAAAUUGAAAAUAUUUUGUUAAUUCAUUAACAAAGUAUUUGUACCGGGCAGGCAAUAUAGAACAAUAAAGAGAGACCAGUAAAUUUUUGGUAGGCAAAAAUAGGUAAAAAAGACAAUUGAUUAUAAAAAAAGUAUUGAUCACCAUAGUAAAUUAUUUAAUCGAUUAAUUUCUAACAUGGGUGGGUGGUACAGAUAGCACUCAACUUUCUUUUCAUAUAAAAUGCAGUACAACCUUUUUACUUUUCCCAUAUAAGUUAUCCACUAUUUUUAAACUUACAUGCUCAAAACAUACUAAAGAUUUAUAAGGCCAUUUUAAUAUUUAGUGCAAUAAAUCAGCCAAAUUAGUAUUAGGAUUUUUAUUUGCAAUUGAAUUAUUGUAAAUAAUGUAUAAAAUAAUGUCAUUUUUAAUUAUAAUUAUAUAACUGCAGUUUGAUAACAAUCAGUGAUGAAAUCAAAAUUUUUGUUUACAUUUUCCUACUGUUUUAUUUAAUUACAUACUAUUUGGGGAAAAAAUAUAUUUAUUAUAUUUUAUUAAAAAUAAUUUUAAAAGAUACUGUAAAAUAUAUAUAUAUUUUACUAAACUGAUACUAAUUAGCUUAGAAAGCCAAAAACAGACUGUAAUUAAAUGAAUCUCAAAUACAACAGUUACAUUGAAAAACAAAUCUAGUCCCAACUUAGUCUUAUUUUUAAUGAAUGUUACUAAUAAUUAAAUAUUUUAAUAAUAAUUAAUAGAACUGUAUAAUAAAAUAAAAAAAUAUAAUUUUUAACCACAUUAAGGGAAGAUGCAAUAUUUUCAAUUUAGUAUUUUUAUUCAAUAAGAUCAGUUUUAAAAAUGUUAUUUACAUUGAAGACUGGUUUUCAAUUGACUAAACAUUCUUAUCUGGUUAAUUUUAUAAAAAGGUAGAAGUUUACUAAAACGUAAAUUAACACCACAAAUUUUACCGAGAUUAGACUGUAAAAGUAUGUUUAAUAAACAUACAUUUACAAAUAAUUAAUAAUUUAAUACCUUACCCUAUUGUAAAAUAUAUAUUAUGUUCGCAUCUUCCCUGCUUUUGAUGUAUGCUAUAUUUAUCAUGUUACUUUUGAAUCGAAUGAUAAUUGUUUUUUUUAUAUGGAAAAAAUCUUAUUUUUUAUUAGAAAUAUUCAUUAAAAUUUUUACAAUUUGGAUUAAUAAUUUCGCCACUGUGUGUUCGUCAAACUGUGGUAUAAAAUUUCAAAAUCAUUAAACAAUUUAAUCUCAUUUUGUUAAUCCUCAUAAUUCUGCAAAUUACAUCGAUGUUAACUUGUCAGAAAUUAGGAACUAUUUUGUGUAAUAAUAUUGAAAAUAACUUCUAAUUAAGUAUUUACAAAUUUAUAUGUUAAAAUAAUUAAAGAAAGGGAAAUAUUAAGUAAUGGUGGAAAAAUAUAUUGGUUGUGGGUGCAGACAAAUACGAUUCAAACGUUUUUGUAGAAAAAUGUUCAGAAUCAAUUUGUAUCUAGCUCUUGAGUACGUUUCGAAUUUAAUUCUGUAUUAAAUUCUGUAACCAAUUACAAUAAAGUUUCGUUAUACC